This is a messenger RNA of Mycena citricolor, 243 nucleotides long. Lineage: Eukaryota; Fungi; Basidiomycota; Agaricomycetes; Agaricales; Mycenaceae. The record is from the annotation of a GenBank genome assembly.
UUGCUCAGAUCUCAACCACGAAAGUGCUGCGGCCACGUGGUUUCUCGCAACUGCCAAGCUAACAGCUCAUUGCAACCGUACAAGCAGCGUCUGGUCAGAAUCACUUGGAAUUCUGGUCGAUGCCAUUAUGGACACGGCCGGGUUUGCAAGUGCUUUUUAACUCCGCCCAAGAAACCCAGUCAUCUCAGUCCAUUCAUGCUGCGCCUAGUGACUGCCUGACUGCGCACAUGGCGUAUCACGCAC